This is a messenger RNA of Ustilaginoidea virens, 363 nucleotides long. RefSeq lists its product as uncharacterized. The record is from RefSeq and is a predicted model, not a curated record. Gene Ontology annotation, cellular component: EKC/KEOPS complex. The coding region runs from base 1 to 363 and encodes 120 amino acids. The transcript is spliced from 2 exons. Lineage: Eukaryota; Fungi; Ascomycota; Sordariomycetes; Hypocreales; Clavicipitaceae.
AUGGUCAACGAAGCGUCAUCAUCCCAGGUCGACCCCUCCUGCCAGUCCGCCAUGAAUACGGAUCAGUUUCCCUGCUCCAUAUCCCUAAGUGUCCCCCUCCCCACGGCGCGCCUUGCCUCCACGGCCCUCCAGGCCCUCCAAGUCGACCCCGAGCUGUCCCCCCUUGUCCAGCGGCAACUGCGCAUCAGUCCCGACGACGACGUCAUCCUCCAGGUCGACUAUCGCGCAACCACGAACCGCAUGCUGCGCGUGGCCGUCAACUCCUUCAUGGACAGCUUGAAGCUGGUCCUCGACGUCAUGGAGCAUCUCGACACCGACGUCCUCGCCGCGUCCGAAGCGGCGGCCCUGAGCGUCGCCGCUUGA